Molecule: messenger RNA, 915 nt
Organism: Entrophospora candida
Lineage: Eukaryota; Fungi; Glomeromycota; Glomeromycetes; Entrophosporales; Entrophosporaceae
Source: the annotation of a GenBank genome assembly
AUGACGCUGAGUGAAAAUUUUCGUACUGGACAGGAAUUAUUUAAUCAAAUAGAAAACAAUAAUCUUUCUUCUUCUGAUACUACUUGUCAGGAUCAAAUAAAAGAUGUAAUAUCGCAUUUUAGCAAAUGUUUAGUGAUGGUCAACCAAUUAAAAUUGUUUAGUUCUAAUGAAACAAUUGAAGAUAUUAAUACUGGUGAUUUAAGAUUUCUUUUGUUAGAGGCAUAUCUUGGAGAUUUAACCGUCAAACUUACUAUUGGUAAUAGAUCUGAAAUAUUGAAUAUAGCAAAGUCACAUCUUGAACAAUUUCUAAGAAACUUGGAAGUACAUAAAAUUCUUAAAGACAUGGAUAGACAAUAUAUCGAAGAUCAGUUUAGCGGAGUUAAAAAAGAUCCUGCUAAAAAACGAGAAGAAAAAAUAGCAAGAUACAAACGGGAAAAAGAGACUAAAGCAAAAGUUGAGAAAUCUAUUGAAUCACUAAUAUUGAUUAAUCAAGAACUUAAUUUAUUAAAUAAUAUGAAAAAAGUCCAAGAGCAAAAAAAUUACAAUGAAUCAUCAACGUCGUCACUAAAUGAUGAUAAUAAAAUUGAAGAAAUUUCAAGAAAUAAUGAAGGGCCGUUAUUAUCAAAAGAAGGAAAGCCACUUAGAUCUUUUAUAAUUACAAAUCAGCGUGAAGAAAUACUUCAAAAAGUUUUUAGGCCAGGUUGGAGAUUACCAACUAUGACAAUUGAUGAAUAUCUUCAAAAAGAAGCUGAAAGAGGAAAUAUCAUAAGUGGUGGAGGGAACAUGCCAGAAAAAAAGGAAAUCGAUGACGAUGAUGAGCAAGCUGUUAACGCCGAAACAUAUAAAGCAAGGGAAUGGGAUGAAUUUAAAGAUGCAAAUCCACGAGGAUCGGGAAAUCAAAUGGGCAAAGGCUAA